UGGAAUUUUCAGAGCCUUUUUGCAACAACGAUUUGUCUCGGCUCCUACUGACCCCUCCAAGAAAAAAAAAAACAGGAUGCCUACUAGUACCUACUUUCCCUCCUUUGCCACUUCCGAGGCAGACUCAACAUCGCCGAUUUAUCCCCGCUGAGCGAUAAGGCUCGCAGCCUGAAUGCAAAAUGGCCACACAACAACAGCAGAAGGCGGCGCUGGUGGCAAGCUUCAUCGACACCACUGCACCCAAGUUUCAUCCACUAUUUGCAUCCCCUUCCGAGCUCAACAUGUCAACCGUACAAUAUGAAGUCUCAAGCGUUCAAGACUUGCGAGAAACGCUGCAGUGCGAAAAGCUGAUCUCUAAAUUUGGAACUUUUACGAACGACUUGAUCAGUUGCUCUUGGGAUCAUGUGCAUGAAGAGUUACAAAAGGCCCGAGUCGCAGCUGCUGAGAGCGAAAGCCGCGGCGAGAGGUUUUUCAAAAACCCCGUGAGGUGGAUCUGGCGAGGAAUAGGAGCUACAGCGAGCGUUCUUGAACCAGGCUUGGCGGCUUUUCCUGACGAGUAUGGCUUGAACGUGUUGAAGGGCGGGCUGGCUUUGAUAUUUAGUCUAGCCCGGCACAGUGAGCUAAACAGACUCAAGAUCCUUGCGGCUUUUGAGAGGCUGCCCAACAUCGUUGAGAUUGCUCGAAAUAAGAUGAAGGCAUUUCCGUUGGACAUCGGCAACUCAAAGAGUAUUGAACUUCACCAAAAGAUUCACAAGCUGCAGACAACACUCUUGGCUACUCUACCUUUGUUGAUUGAUAAGCUGGUUCCCGGCUCUUUCCGCAAUGCGUGCAAGAAACCCUUUGCUGGAUGGAAGAUUGAUCGCCUCCUUGACGAAGUGGCCGCAUGCACUGAGUCAGUGAGGCAAUGUUCUGAGGCCCUCGUCGAGGGCAUCAUCAUCGGCACCUAUGAGGGGACACAAGACAUUAAGUCGAUGAUGAUCCAGCUAAUGGAACAGAACAGAAUGAUGCAGUUGCAGAUUGAUGCGGCUGCUGGCAAGACGCACCUACUCCACUUUCUGAUAGAAGGGAUGAAUGCAAACUUCCUCAUGGAUGGCGACCGGGGUGACCUCUCCGAAGUGGGCUCGACUGCACUUCCAGGCCACACGCCCAACGACUUGCUUGUUAUUAUCGAUGUCAGCCACCUCCGCGCUGGCGCCGACGCGGGUCAUGUCUUGCACAGAGGCCCUGCGUUCGAAGUGACGGACAACGAGCGGGCAGCGUACAUAAUCCGGGCACCACAAGUCAAGGCGUUGCUCGGCGGAGCCAGCAGCCACAGCAUAGUCGCCGUCGAUGGCCACUUUGACCACACGCAGAUGGGACAGAUCAGCCCUCUAUCGUACGUAUGUGCCACACUCGCGCAGCUAUUGAAGCAACAGUCCGAAAACACGAGCGUUGCUGCCAUGAGCUCGCCUGUGUCGCCGCAAUUCGACAAGAGACAGCCACCACCACCACCACCGGCACGAACCGUCGUGCUAGAAUACUACUGCUCUCUCCACAUUGGCGAGGACGACAACUUGCAGGGUCCCCAGGGCCUGAUACGCUGUCUCACGGCACAACUUAUUCUGUCACUUCUCGCUAACGGCUGGAUGGGUCCUGACGAGGCAGUUUCUCUGCCGCACCUACGAGACCACGGGGAGGAGGAGCUUCUGGAGCAGCGGGACCUUAGCGCCGUGUACCGGCUCUUCAUAGCACUCGUGCGCCUCGUUCCGCAAGGGGUGCCCAUAUACUGCAUCAUUGACGGGAUAUCCACCUAUGAGCGCCAGGAGCUGUGGCAGGCCGACUACAACGACGUGCUAGGGACUCUUAUUAAAGCUGCCUCUAUCUCAAAAAGUCACGACGGCCGCCCAAGGUUGAGAAUUAUCUUGACUAGCCCGACAAUGAGCCGUUGGCUGGGCAACUUCGUGCCCCCGGGGCAAAAGGUGUCGCUCCGCCAUCGCGACGGGGGCGGUAGGAACUGGCGCGGCAUGAGGGGCGGUUUGAUGGGCGUGGCUAGAGCAGCGACCAUGUCCAAUACUGGGUUCGUGGGCGGCGGAUUCCAGUCAGAUGGAUAUGGACAGUUCUCGACGGGGGAGAGCCAUAGCCGGAGAACGUCGACGUAGAUAUUUUCUUUUAGUCAGUUUACACAUGAAGGGAGAGAAACUCUGUUCGCACAGCGAGGAGGGAUUCAACAUCAAACCUAUCCCUUAUUCAAUUUCAUUCUAGGAUAGAGAAAGAGAGACACAAUGUUUUCUAGGGCGCUAGGACUACUGUGUUGAUAGUGACUUGUCGCAACUGAAGGAGAUGGUCUGGGGCCUUCCAUCCAUGCGAUCUACGACAAGCAACAUGCACAUCAAACGGAAGAAACAUGUCCUAGGGAAUAGCCAUAGAAGGUCAUUUACCUGCGAACUAAACAUAAAUUAUCCCUGCAGGAAAUCAAUUAGAUAUCAAUUAUACAUAGUGGUAUAUUGACUCUCCUUGAGUCUCCUUCGAACUCGCCUCAACGAAGCAGACGUAUCAAAGGUCGCGCCCCC
Molecule: messenger RNA, 2549 nt
Organism: Lasiosphaeria miniovina
Lineage: Eukaryota; Fungi; Ascomycota; Sordariomycetes; Sordariales; Lasiosphaeriaceae
Exons: 4
Coding region: 180-2138 (652 amino acids)
Source: RefSeq, a predicted model, not a curated record